AGUGAGGGGUGCCAUUAAUGCCUUCUUUCCUCUUCAGAUACCACCUUCUCAAGCUCCUUCAGAAGUUUGGCAAAGUAAAGCAAUUUGACUUUCUCUUUCACAAGUCUGGUGCUCUGGAGGGACAGCCGAGGGGUUACUGUUUCGUGAACUUUGAAACCAAACAGGAAGCAGAAAAGGCAAUCCAAUGUCUCAAUGGGAAACUGGCCCUUUCCAAGAAAUUGGUGGUGCGGUGGGCCCAUGCACAAGUCAAGAGAUACGAUCAUAACAAAAAUGAGAAGAUUCUCCCAAUCAGUCUGGAGCCGUCUUCUAGCACGGAUCCACCCCAGUCUAACCUCAGUGUCAGUGCAAAAAUAAAGGCCAUUGAAGCCAAGCUGAAAAUGAUGGCGGAAAAUCCAGAUGCUGAAUUUCCAACAACGCCUGUUUAUUCUUACUUCAAACCACCAGAUAAGAAAAGGACUACUCCUUAUUCCAGAGCUGCCUGGAAAUCCAGAAGAUGAUGCUUAUGAGUGGAUAUGGUAGCAAGAAACACUGCUUUAUAUACCUGGAAUCCUCCAACGCUUUUGUACUUUGUAUAGGGAGAAGGAAAGUGUCACCUGAGCACAAUGCCACUGUUUAUGGCCCGGUGGUAUUGACCCCUUAGGUGGUCUGCUCCUUGUUGCCAGUGUAGCUUCUCAGCUGAACGCUGUCCAGAA
This is a messenger RNA of Tinamus guttatus (white-throated tinamou), 692 nucleotides long. Lineage: Eukaryota; Metazoa; Chordata; Aves; Tinamiformes; Tinamidae. The record is from RefSeq and is a predicted model, not a curated record.